CAGAUGCUUAAAACUCUCGAGCAUAUCAGGAACAUGCCUAGACUCGCCCUUCAAGAAAUCGACGCCUUCAAGAAAUCGACAAAAACCGGAAAAACAUUACUGGCUGAUUGAUGUUUUCCACAUGUUAUCCCUGCCGUAAUUCUCUAUACUCUGGAUGUUUAUAACCUCUGUAGUACCGACAUAGUAUUACAGGUACAAUGUACAUAGCUUUUGAACACAUUGCUUCAAACUUAGUGAUGAACACCAACCUUGAAAAAAGGCAUCUUAAGUAUCCAAAUGAUGUCCUUUGUUUUUGUAAUCGUCCCAAUCAAUUGUAGUUAGGAUUAUUUUCUUGUUUGAGUCAAUAAAAUGUGUGGCAACAUACAUACACGUACAGUUGUAGUAGUUUGGUGAACUGCCGCUAGAGACCUUUACAAUAGUAAUGUUACAAGACAGGUUACGUAACUGAUCUUGGAGUUAAAUUUAAAAAACAUCCUUUAGAAUAUCCAACUUUAGCAAAGGAUGUAGCUUAAUUCUGUUUGUUUGUCUCAAAAGCUCAAAUCAUCUGUGUUUACAUUUUAAAACACCAUUAAUUACACCCAAAAAUGUCAAAUCAGUUUUCAGAAUGCCAUGGAAAUAUAACUUAGAACAAUUAGAUGCAGCUGUUCUGUCUGUGCAAGAAGGCACGUACACGUUGACUGAAGCGUCAUGCGCUUUUGGUGUGCCAGUAACAACAAUUGGUGACCAUGUGUCAGGAAGACUGAAGGGUACACCUAAGAAAAAUACUAUAAUGACCCCAGACGACGAGGAGACCCUCAUAGCCUAUGCCAUGCUUAUGGCAGACUGGGGGUUUCCUCUGACAAGAGACCUGAUGGGGCACUUUGCCAAAGCAAUUAUGAAAGAAAGGGACCCAACUGUCAAGUUUCUUGCGUCGGAUGGAUGGUGGUGGCGCCUAAGACAAAGGCACCCCAAGCUCUCUCUAAGAAAGCCGGGAUUAAUCAAUAGAGGCAGAGCCGUCAUGGCACAGCCUUGGAUUGCAGAAUCGCAUUUUGAUUUAUUAAAAGAAACCCUCGCACUGCACAAUAUUACCGGUCCGAGUGAAAUCUACAAUGCAGAUGAGACAUAUUUUCAAUCUAAAGCAAGUGUGAAAGUUGUCGCAAAGAAGGGAAAGCAGUUCCCAUGUGAGAGGGAGGUAACAAAUGCCAACCACGUUACGGUCGUGGAGUGUGGUAGUGCUGCUGGCCAGCUGCUGCCACCGAUGAUUAUAUUCGAGGGCUGUCCCCCAGCACCAGAAGCCACACAGCAAGGGCCGGAGGACGCCCUUUAUGGCUCCUCUGAGUCGGGGUACAUAGACUCUAACAUGUAUUUGCAAUGGUUUGUCAAAAUUUUCUUGAAACACGCCCCCUCUGCCAGGCCCCUGAUACUGUUUCAACACAACCUAACAGCUCAUGCUUCCAAAGGUCUUAUUGACAGUGCUAAGGAAAACGACAUCAUUUUAUUUAAUAACUCAGCCUACACUUCUCAUUUUUUACAACCCCUGGAUCAAAUUUUUAAAGACCUAAAAUUGGAGUAUAGAAAAAUUGCAAAAUCUGCCAGUCUUUUACAGAAAAACCUUCUUAUCACUAAAGCAACUUUUCCAGCAAUUUUUAAAUCUGCACGAAGGAGAGCACUCACACCAGUAAAAGUAGCAGCAUCUUUCAAAAUGACAGGGGUAUAUCCAUUCAACCCACAGGCAAUAAAGGCUGACAAAUUCAUAGAAAAUAACAGAGCACCUAAGAAGACAAAGACAAGUGGAGAUGUGUGCAGCCUCAUAUUGGAGUGCAGCGGUGACGACGAAGAGAGAAAAGACCAAACCACUCAGACAUAUUACGAUGACAAUGGACAGCCGACAGACAAGACGGACUCGAUGACGCAAACAGACUCUACUGACACAACACCUGUCUGUUACUGUGGUCACAUAUGCAAGAAGACAAAGACAAAUGGAGACGUGUACAGCCUCAUAUUGGAGUGCAGCAGUGAUGACGAAGAGAGAAAAGACCAAACCACUCAGACAUAUUACGAUGACAAUGGACAGCUGACAGACAAGACAGACUCGAUGACGCAAACAGACUCUACUGACAAGACACCUGUCUGUUACUGUGGUCACAUAUGCAAGGUUGAGCAACACCCAAUGGUGGAGAUGGGCAGAGUGUCUCCAGCCAUCACGAAAGUGCUGAUUGUACCAGCAGAAGGGGCGCCCUUGAGAAAAAGAAGAUUUGCAACAGAUUAUAGAAGAUCUGACGUCGGACGAAUUGAUGGCAGAAAAAAGAAGAAGAGAGGAAGAAAGCCAAAGGAUUGUUGAAGAAAAGCAGAAGAAAAAGGAAGAUGCUGUUAAGUGAAGAAUGGAGGAGGAGAAGAAAAGAGCAGGCGAAGAGAGGUAGAGGAAGAAGGCUGAGGUACGAGAUCGAAAGGCACAGAAGGCCUUGGAGGUGAAACGUAGAAAAUAAUUAAGGAUGCAGGAGAAAGAGAAGAAGAGAUAAGAAAGAAAGCAGAUGAAAAGAAGGCAAAGAAAGAAGGCAUCGUAGCAGAGGGAAAUUUCUUCCUUGAAGAACCACGGGAAGGAACCGAGGCGCCAAGUACACCCUAUCGGACGGCACCGAUCUGCAGCAUGUGUAAUGGUUUGGAGCCACCAAGCAGUAGCACAACUGAGUUGGUGGAGGAGGUAUAUGAGUUUAUAUGUACAAGAACAACUCUCUUGCGCUAAAAUCCCCACAUUUUUGGACGUUUUUCUGUGUUAUAACUGCUGGCAGUUAUCCGAAUAAAAGAGAAAUAUUGGUUGAGUUCUUUUUAACGUUCAUUGUUUAUCAUUAUUAUUAUUACCACAAAAGUUUUAAACAGACAUAUGUACACGAAACAAACACACAUAUACUUGUUAUUAAUUGUGUUCAUAGCACCAAUAAGAAUUACUUCUAAGAGCCAUUUAUAAUGUAGGGCCUAAUGUAAAUAAUUUUUGUGUCCCUUGAUCUGUCUGCCGAGCUGUGGUCGUUACUGAAGAAAAGGGACUCCCGUAGUCUGUGUUUGUUUAUUUGUUUAUUGCAGAUUUGUUUUCCAAAUCAUAAUGUUUUAAUAAGAUCUGUGUGAAGUUAUUCCAUGUGUUGAACAGAGUUAUCAUUGCAGUACAUGUUUGGUUAGGAAGAUUAAUAUUACAGAUAUAGUAAUGUACAUAAAUUUGUGCCCCUUCAUUUGCUAGAUGAUUCAUGUCUGUCAUCUGUGAUUGUUUGUUUUUCUGUCACAUUGUUUUCUUGGAAAUGAUAACAUGUGUGUAUUCUUUUCUCCGUUUUGAUCAAAAUGGGGCAGUAUACUUAAUUAGGCCUAUUUUGUAUGAUUGUAGUGCAAACAUGUGGUCUUUGAGAGAAGUAAAAUCCCAUUAUGACCAGACACUAUUUGUGGGUCUUGAGUUCAUUCUCAGUACCUUUACUUUAAAAGUUUAAUUUCGAAUACCCUUUCAACAAGCAUAUAUGAUGCUUCACACACUCCAAACAGUAUUAAAAGCCGAAUUCGUGAAGCGUUUGCACUUUCUUGAAAUGAUAUGAAAACAUGAGACAACACUGAAAUAUCAAUCGAAUUGAAAAAACACAACGUAGUCUUAAAUAGCUUUUUUCACUUGAAAAAAACAAUACGUGGGGUUUGCAAAGUCAUUUACUUAAUUUUUUGAUAAAAAACAAAGUCCUUCUCACCAGAAAAUCAGCAACUUCCCAAACACCAUGGAAUGAUGUCACGAUGCACUUCCGGUUUUCGUCGAGAUCUUGAAGGCGUAAGCAUUAUUGUUUGCAGCACAUUCAGAGCGUUCUAUCUCAAAAUCUACACAAACUAUUUUAAUGAAAUUUGCAACACUUAUUCUUUACAUGAUGUCGCACCUAUGUGUGAAAUUUGAGAGCUUGAGCUUAUAUACUUUUU
Molecule: messenger RNA, 3915 nt
Organism: Lingula anatina
Lineage: Eukaryota; Metazoa; Brachiopoda; Lingulata; Lingulida; Lingulidae
Cellular component (GO): nucleus
Molecular function (GO): DNA binding
Source: RefSeq, a predicted model, not a curated record